CGCCUCUCAUGUCAGUUUUAGAAGAACCACGAAUAGAAUUCCACGGUGAAUUAUAUUGCAAACAGCUGUCUGCCUUAAAACUUUUUUUCAAUGUUUUAACGCAACCACAGUAGAGAAAUUAAGACAGAAAAUAACAAUUGUAAAUGUGCAAUCUUUCUUUUAUCAAAGAAUAUUACAUUUAAUUUGAAGGAUAUUGCCUGGUUUGCGAGGAAAAAAUCAAAAUGGUAUCUUUAAAAGUUUUGUUCGUAUUAGCUGUCAAAUGAACACAUGUAACCUAAAACGUGUGAAUUUAAAGAAAUUUAAAGAAAACUGUAGAAAUGGAUGUUGUUACUACAAGCUUAGAAGCCCUGAUACAAAGGGUAACAAAUCCACAAAAUCAAAACCCUGAUAUAGCUGCAACUGAAGCGUUCUGUGUGAUGCUUAUCAAAGAAUCAGAAGGUAUUCAAAUCGGCACUAAAUUAUUAGCAUUACGUAUUCAAUCAUCUAAUGAGACUGAAGCACUUCAAGCUCUUGCUUUACUGGAUACAUGUAUGAGAAGAUGUGGACCAUCUUUUCAUGCAGAAGUGGGUAAAUUUCGUUUUCUAAAUGAAAUGAUUCGCCUAGUUUCACCAAAGUAUUUAGGUGAUAAAACACCAGCCAUGGUGCGCCAAAAAGUAUUACAGUUGUUACAUACAUGGACAAGAGAAUAUCCAAAGGAAUUAAAGAUUAAAGAAGCUUAUGAAAUGUUGAGGAAACAGGGUAUAGAGGAUAAUUCCAUGCCUCCAAAUAAUACUCAAGAUGAGGGAUUGAAAACAUUGAAAGCUAAAAGUACAAUAUUUGAUGAUGAAGAGAAAUCCAAGUUAUUGCAAAAAUUAUUACGAAGCAAAAAUCCUGAUGACUUGCAAGCUGCAAAUAGAUUAAUUAAAACUAUGGUGAGAGAGGAUGAAAGAAGAGUACAAUUAAACUCGCGUAGGAUAAUGGAACUGGAAUCUGUUCAUAACAAUGCAAAGUUAUUGUCAGAAAUGUUAGAUUCAUAUAAUUGUAAUGAAACUAGUACAGAAGAUCUUGAAUUAAUGAAAGAGUUAUAUCAAGCUUGUGAACGACUAAAACCCACUGUGCUUAGAUUAGCGAACGAAACUCAAGAUAAUGUAGGAAUGCUUGGUGAUGUACUUGCUGCAAGUGAUGAAUUGGAACAAGUUUUUGAGAAGUAUACUGCUGUUACAGUCCAUGGUAAAAGUGUAAAGCCUAAACUGGACUCAAAGCCUAAAACAGACUCCGACAAUAGUCCGUAUUUAUUAGACUUAUCUUCUCCAACGGAGAACAUUUUUCUUGAAAGUGAUGGUGUAAAUGCAAGUUACAAUGCAAUGACGACAAAUCAUCAGUCAGAUAUGGAAGUUUUAGGAGAUAUCUUCAAUUCAAUAGGAAAGUCCGAAAAGUCCAAAAUUUCUUCAGUUUCUGAUGCUAAUCUCUUAAUGACUGAUUCAGUUAUGCAGCCACUCAAUGUUUUAGCUAAAAAUAAAAAAGAUGAAUUAAUCAACACAUCUGAAAAGAAAAUUGACAGUAAAGCAAAAGCACUGGAGGAAUUGAACGAAUUGGGAGAGACUUUGCUUAAACAAAGUUUAUCAGGCAUAGUAUCGAAUCCAAGUUUGAAGUCAGGAAGUAAACAAAGUAUAAAUCGUCCACCAAAUAUCAAACCUUUAGCAGAAUAUUACGUUUCAACAACCUUCCCUCGUAGUGGCAGUUCUUCACACUUUUCUAAUCUGUUGGAAACAAGUGUAAAAAACGACAAAGUGUCUGAUAUUUGUUUUAAGUCAAACGAUAAUGUUCCAUCUCUUGAUGAUACAAAUUCUCAAAAUAUUAUCGAAUGUAAUGUAAAUGAGAAUGCAGACGCAAACCGAUCAAGCACAUGGGAUGCCACUUCAAUAACAUCAUCAACGGAAAAUUCAGUUAUUCCGGAACUUGAGAUUAAAUCAUUGACGGACAUUAAUAUCAGCCUUCAAGAUAUUAAACCAGGCAUUAAUCCACCUAUGACAGUAAUCGAAGAAAAAAACGGAAUAACCGUUGUACUUCAUUUUGCUCGGGAUAAUCCAAGAGAAGAUGUAUUUGUUGUGGUAAUUACGACAAUGAGUAAGAAUUCGAAACCACUUACCGAUUAUCUGUUUCAAGCAGUGGUGCCAAAAAAAUGUAAAUGUAGACUUCAGCCACCUUCUGGAGCAGGACUGCCUGCUCACAAUCCGUUCUUACCACCAUCAGCAAUUACUCAAAUUAUGCUAAUUGCAAAUCCUACAAAGGAACCAGUAUCAUUAAAGUUUAUGUUAAGUUAUACAAUGGAUGAUGAAACUUUUACAGAAAUGGGUGAAGUAGAAAAAUUGCCUUUAAUUUAAAGUACUUAAACUAUAAUUAUGAAGGGUAAACUCAAAGAAUGAAGAUUCCAAUUGUAAAAUGGAAAAUAUAUAUAUUAUUUUCCUAAAUUGGAAUCUUAAAAAAAUUAUUUUUUUUUCGUUUUAUUUCUCAGAUUGUAAUUAUAGUUUAUCUUCGUUAUCAUACUUAUUAUCAUAUUCAAAGAUAAAAUUAAUGUUAUGUAGAUACUUAAAAGUCAUGUUGUGAUUUAUGUAUACGCUUGAGAAUGUGCAAAUUUAUUUUAAGAUCUCAGAUGGAAAUGGUCAUAAUUUCUGUAAGAUCGUACAUAAUAAAAUCGAAAUAAUAAUUGAAAAAUAACGGGGGAAAAAGGCACAAAUAAAAAAAACAACAAAGCACGAAUAACAUAAUUUAAUGUAAAUUACAAGCUAAAACGAUAUUUCUUACUAUUCAAAAAUAUUGUGUUCAUGAAAACACAAUAUUUUAUUCAAAAAUUUAAACAAAUGUACAAUUCGUUUAAGAAGUAGGAAGUACUUCGUCACGAAAUGCAAGAGCAGUAACUGCUUUUUGAUGACCCUGAUAUUCUCGUUCUACUGCUCCUGUUGAUACAUUCCAUAAUCUUGCAACACCAUCGGAUGAAGCUAAAUUAAAGAAAAUGUUGAAAUUAAACCCACGAAAUAUGAUAAUAAAAA
Frieseomelitta varia is the source of this 3029-nucleotide messenger RNA. It is a transcript of the gene Gga, whose product is annotated as ADP-ribosylation factor-binding protein GGA3. The record is from RefSeq and is a predicted model, not a curated record. Gene Ontology annotation, molecular function: ubiquitin binding; phosphatidylinositol binding; small GTPase binding. Gene Ontology annotation, cellular component: trans-Golgi network. Gene Ontology annotation, biological process: intracellular protein transport; vesicle-mediated transport. Bases 318 to 2363 code for a protein of 681 amino acids. The transcript is spliced from 11 exons. Lineage: Eukaryota; Metazoa; Arthropoda; Insecta; Hymenoptera; Apidae.